This is a messenger RNA of Egretta garzetta (little egret), 2574 nucleotides long. It is a transcript of the gene ANO7, whose product is annotated as anoctamin 7. The transcript has 24 exons. The coding region runs from base 115 to 2574 and encodes 819 amino acids. Gene Ontology annotation, cellular component: plasma membrane. Gene Ontology annotation, biological process: calcium activated phospholipid scrambling; chloride transmembrane transport. NCBI's taxonomy places the organism in Eukaryota, Metazoa, Chordata, Aves, Pelecaniformes, Ardeidae. The record is from RefSeq and is a predicted model, not a curated record. Gene Ontology annotation, molecular function: chloride channel activity; protein dimerization activity.
GGAGGACUCCUUUGCCCUGCACUGUGCCGGCCCUCGGAUACGGCACCGUGGGAGCAGCAAGCGGGGCAGGGGCCCCAGCAGCAGCAGCAGGAGGAAGGGGUGUGAAGGUUUGCCAUGCAGCGGAGGAGGACCACGGAUGAUCCCCAUGGCAGCCUGGUGGGGCAGGGCAGCAGAGGCUCUCACUAUGGCAGCCUGAGUGAGGCGGCCAUCGAAAUCCCCCAGCCCAGCGACGCAGCCCUGGACCAGAAGAGCACGGCCAACGUCUUCAAUGACGGCUGUACGAGGAUAGACUUUGUCCUGGUGUGGGAAACCGUCCCCUGGGAGCCAAGCGGGCAGCCAGACAGCCCCAAGAACGGGGGCUCGCGGGAGAGAGCUGCUAUCCACAGGACCUGGCGGAAGAGAUUUCUGGACAAACUUCUUGCUGCUGGGAUCCGCAUGGAAAAGCACAUGACCCGUGUGGAGAAGAAGGUGGUGCAUUACCUGCUGCUGAGCGCACCCUGGAGCGUGCUCUGCUACUACGCUGAGGAGCUCCAGCUCCGCGUGCCACUGCAGCCGCUGGACUACUACACCUGCCCCUUCCGGGCCAACAAGCUGCGCUGGUUCCUGGGCAGCAAUGAGCCAGACACCUUCUUCUCCACCACCCAGCGGCACCAAAUUCUCUACGAGAUCCUGGCCACGACACCGUACGGCCACGCCGGGGAGCGGGAGGUGGGGGUGGACCGGCUGCUGAGCGAGAAAGUCUUCACUGCCGCCUUUCCGCUGCACGAGUGGCUGGGGGCCCAUGGGACUCACGGAUGGCUCUUGCCUGCCGCGGUGGUGGGGACGGUGGUGUUCCUUGUGGGCAUUGUCCUGAUGCUCAGUGAUGUUCCUUCGCAGGAGAUCUGCGCCAGCGAAGAGCAAUACUGGAUGUGUCCCCUCUGCAAGACCUGUCCCUACUGGCCGCUCUCCAAACUCUGCAGCACAUUCAUGGCAGGACGGCUCUUUGACCACGGUGGGACUGUCUUCUUCAGCAUCUUCAUGUCCCUGUGGGCAGUGCUGUUCCUGGAGUUCUGGAAGCGGACCAACGCAUCCCUGGCCCACCACUGGGACUGCUCUGAGUUCGAGGACAUCGAGGAGCGGCCGCGGCCCCAGUUCACGGCCACAGCUCCCAUGACGAUAAUAAACCCAAUAACAGGGGCGGAGGAGCCGUAUUUCCCCAAGCGCAGCCGCCUCCACCGGAUUUUGGCUGGUUCCACGGUCAUUACAAUGAUGAUUGCCAUGGUGGUGAUAUUCGUGGUCUCCAUUAUCCUCUACCGGGCAGUGGUCGCCAUCCUCCUCUCCAGCUCAGGCUACUUCUGGUUUGUGGCUUCGGCGUCCCGCAUCGCCAGCAUCACUGGCUCGGUGGUGAACCUCAUCUUCAUCCUCAUCCUCUCCAAGAUCUAUAUUUCCCUUGCUCACUUCCUCACUAAGUGGGAGAUGCACCGCACUCAGACCAAGUAUGAAGACGCCUUCACCUUCAAAGUGUUCAUCUUCCAGUUUGUCACCUUCUACUCAUCUCCUGUUUACAUCGCCUUCUUCAAGGGCAAGUUUGUUGGCUACCCUGGGAACUACCUGAGCUUCCUGGGUGUCCGCAACGAGGAGUGCAGCCCAGGCGGGUGCUUCAUCGAGCUGGCGCAGGAGCUGCUGGUCAUCAUGGUGGGGAAGCAGAUUGUCAACAACGUGCAGGAGGUGGCCAUCCCGAAGCUGAAGUGCUGGUGGCACAAGCACAAGCUCCUCUCCACCAAGAAGGCGAUCGAGGAGGGGGAGUCAGUCCUGGUGGAGCAGGCACCCUGGGUGAUGGACCACCAGCUGCUGGUGUUCGAGGGGCUGUUUGAUGAGUACCUGGAGAUGGUCCUGCAGUUUGGCUUCAUCACCAUUUUUGUGGCGGCCUGUCCCCUGGCACCCCUCUUUGCCCUGCUCAACAACUGGGUGGAGAUCCGCCUGGAUGCCCACAAGUUCGUCUGUGACUACCGGCGGCCCGUGGCUGAGCGGGCGCAGGGCAUCGGCAUCUGGUUCUCCAUCCUGGAGGCCAUCACUCACCUGGCUGUCAUCAGCAACGCCUUCCUCAUAGCCUUUACCUCUGAUUUCCUGCCCCGCGUGUACUACGAGCACCUCCACGACAGCAGCCUGCGUGGCUACGUGAACUUCACCUUGGCAUAUGCGCCGUGGGACUUCGUGCUGCGGAGCAACACCACGUGCAGAUACAGAGCGUUUAGGGACCGGGAUGGCAAUUUGACCUUGACUUACUGGCAGCUGCUGGCCAUACGCUUGGGCUUCAUCAUUGUGUUCGAGCACGUGGUUUUCUUUAUUGGCCGUGUAAUUGCGUGGCUGGUGCCCGACAUUCCCGAGUCCGUGGAGGUCAAGGUGAAGCGUGAACGGUACCUGGCCAAGGAGGCCCUGGCUGAGAACAAGGUCCUCCUGGAGAGAUGGGAGACAAGAAGCAACGCCAGCGUCACGGAUCUGGCCGCAGGCAGGGACUGGCAGGCCAGCCACAGGGCAGCAGGCGUGCCUCCCCACCCAGCCGGCACACGGGCGUUCGGGGACAGCUACUGCUAA